CAGUAACUUAGGCAAUUGAAUGUCUUGUGAACAAGACCUCACUCAUACUCAAAUUGUCCGAGAUCACAUACUCUUUUUCACACACGAGAGACAUCGCCUCUCUCAUUCUCCGGCUUCUCCUCGAUCUAGCUGCAUCGGUAACCAUGCCGGAAAAUGACCGGGUAGCCCCUGCUCGAAGACGCUCAUCCUUCGCUUACGACCCUGCAAGAGAUACGUUCAAGGAGAUUCCUGUCACGAAGGUCGAUGAGGCAAUUGCAGAAGAUAUAGAUGAAGAGGCUCAAGGACCGGUUGCCGCGACAUCAAGCCCGGCAAUCGAUCGAAAUAUAGACGCGCAGGCACGAAAGCGAAGAAGAUCAGACUUACCUGAGGAGAGACUGAGCGAUGAGGUGAAGAAGAGUGACAAUCAGAGAGAAUCUGCAAGCUUUAAGAAACAACGCACUUCCCAGUCCCCUCCAAGAGACGACCGUCGUUCUCCCAGACCUGCUACCAACGGAUCUCGCCCUGACAAGCCCGCACCGAGGGUACCGUCAGAUCUACCACGAAUACCACGUAAACCAAGAGAAGACGGCGAAGUUUCUACUUCACGACACGUGCCAUCAGCGUUCAGCAGGCGACCUGAUGGAGAUGACAGACAACGCAAUGGCCACGCCCGUCGAAGGUCACAGUCUCCACGCCGCCGAUCUCCCUCCAACAUCUACCGCCGCCGCUCACCACCACGAGAACGCCGCAAAUCACCUUCACCAAUUCGAGACUCUCCACCUCGCGAGAUGAUUCGUCCAGGUGGCGCACGGGGUCGCGGACGCAAUGUCCUGGCCGAACAACAACGUCUGGCCGCGGAACGAGAACAGAAACAUGGUAGUGCUCUUGCCCCAACCAACCGUGGCGUUCAGGAAGUCUCCAAUCAAUUCUACAAUGCUCGUCCUGAGUGGGUCAAGGAGCGGGGUCGUGACUGGCGCCGAAACGAGUCUCAGAUCAAAGGUCUACGCAGCUACAACAACUGGGUGAAGUCUUGCUUGAUACAAAGAUUCAGUCCCGAGGAAAAGAAAGAACCUGAGGAGCUGGGCUGGGGAGAAGAGGCCAAGGAACCGGAAGAACAGAAGCCUCUUCUUGUGCUCGAUGUUGGGUGCGGAAAGGGUGGAGAUCUUGGAAAGUGGCAGCUUGCUCCUCAGGUUGUCGGGCUCUACGUCGGUCUCGACCCGGCUGAGACGAGUAUUGCGCAGGCACGCGAGCGGUAUCAACAAAUGCGACGUGGACGCCGCCCUAUCUUCGAUGCUCGUUUCCUCCCGCAGGACUGUUUUGGUGCCUGGAUCGGUGACGUUGGCAUCAUCCGCGAAGUAGGAAUUGACCCCAAUGCUGGCAGUGGUCAACCAAGUCGCUGGGGUGGCGGUGGCUUCGACGUCGUUACAGCCAUGUUCACGAUGCAUUAUGCAUUUGAAUCAGAAGAGAAAGUGAAGAUGAUGCUCCGGAACGUUGCAGGAUCGCUGAAAAAAGGUGGACGUUUCAUCGGCGUCGUACCGAACAGUGAUGUGUGUGCGGAGCAUAUCCGAACUUGGUUCGCCGACAAGGAGUCGAAGAAGCCGCAAAAUGGAAAUGGGACGCAAGACCCAUCAGCCGAAGAAAUGACCAAGGAAGAUGGUGAGGCUGACGAAGAGGGACCAAGCUGGGGCAACUCGCUAUAUAAUGUCCGCUUCCCGAAUGACCCGGUGCGCCCAUUGCAGGCUGACGGUUCGUUUCGCCCACCCUUUUCGUGGAAGUACACAUAUUGGAUGGCCGAGGCUGUGGAUGUGCCCGAGUUUGUGGUGCCAUGGGAGGCGUUCCGUGCAAUUGCAGAGUCUUACAAUCUCGAGCAGAGAUAUAGGAAGCCUUUCUUGGAUAUUUGGGAUGCGGAACAGGGCAAUCGAGAGAUGAUGAGCCUGGCCUUGCGUAUGGGCGUGACCAAGCAUGAGGGUGGAGAGUUGGGGUUGACGCCUGAGGAACGGGAAGCCGUUGGAUUCUACCACGCCUUUUGUUUCGUCAAGGUCUAAGCCUGAUGGUGCGCGUCGUCGUCGUUGUCGUGCUCAAUUUGGAGAAGGUCCGAGGUGGGCCCAUAUGACCGGCGGCUAGGAGCAAUUGGGCAUGGCAAUGGCAGAAUUUGUAUAGGACACAGGAAUUCAGAUGUUCAUU
This is a messenger RNA of Exophiala viscosa, 2163 nucleotides long. Its product is annotated as guanine-N7--methyltransferase. Lineage: Eukaryota; Fungi; Ascomycota; Eurotiomycetes; Chaetothyriales; Herpotrichiellaceae. The transcript is spliced from 2 exons. Gene Ontology annotation, molecular function: mRNA 5'-cap (guanine-N7-)-methyltransferase activity. Gene Ontology annotation, cellular component: nucleus. The coding region runs from base 144 to 2024 and encodes 626 amino acids. Gene Ontology annotation, biological process: 7-methylguanosine mRNA capping. The record is from RefSeq and is a predicted model, not a curated record.